This is a messenger RNA of Truncatella angustata, 1970 nucleotides long. RefSeq names its product MNNG and nitrosoguanidine resistance protein. Gene Ontology annotation, cellular component: membrane. The transcript has 2 exons. NCBI's taxonomy places the organism in Eukaryota, Fungi, Ascomycota, Sordariomycetes, Amphisphaeriales, Sporocadaceae. The record is from RefSeq and is a predicted model, not a curated record. The coding region runs from base 395 to 1918 and encodes 507 amino acids.
AUUAGGGAGGUCACAGCACUCCGCAAAAGCCGAACGAAAGCCAGAAUUAUGACAUCAUUAAAAGCCAUCUCUUACCUUCAACAUCGCCCAAUUGCCCUUGAUGUUGACCAACAAGAUACCCCAUUUAGAACUUGCCGGGGUUUUGAUUAGUCGCAAAAUGGAGCCUCCUAAAGCUUGUGGGCGUCAUCAGCACGUUCUGCGCCAGAUCUGCAUGCUCCGCCUAGGUAUAGGGCAGUUCUUAUACUCUGGGCCUUCCCUCUUGAUGGACUUGCCAUUUGAGUGCACAUUAGCCAUAUAUGAAGCCAAACCGGGCACUUCGUCCCCAUGAUAUACUAUCCGACCGGUCGCAUAGCUACCGAAGACCAAAUUAAAUUUGUCUUUACAAUCAGGCAGGAUGAUGGAACGCAGCCAUUUCAGUCAAGAUGACUCUAGUAGGACGCUCAGCGAAAGUAGACAAGAUGCAGAAAAUGGAAUCGCAAACCAGCCACAUCACUCGGUCGGGUUCUGGCACCACAAGAUGGGAAAGGUCAGAAAGCAUGUGCUGAGACUAUGGGCCCAGACAGUGCUCAUCCUGAUCUGCUUUAUCAUGGCGGUCCUCGCCCUCUACUGGGCUGUGCUGUUCCAUGUAGAGGACAACAUGCGAGCCUUGCAUGUCCAAGUUGUGGACUUUGAUGGCCAAGGCUAUGGCAAUAUCGAACCAUUCAUAGGGCCAAUGGUCACUCAACUUGCACAAGAGACCUUCGAUAUGCCCCAGCCGAGUCUAGGAUACGCUGUCCUCCCACCUUCUGACUUCAAUAAUGACCCUUUCGCUGUCCGUCAGGCCAUCUAUGAUCAAAAUUGCUAUGCAGCGAUCAUCAUAAACCCCAACGCGACCGCUCUUCUACUUGAUGCAGUCUCCAAAGGUAAUGCAACGUAUGACCCCACCGGCGCCAUCCAGAUGAUCCUCACAUCGGCACGCGACGAAACGACGUAUUACAACUAUAUCCUUCCCCAAUUCCAGAUCUUCAGCACGAUGCUUAUGAGCCAGUUUGGUCCCACUUGGGCUCAACGACUCGCAAAUAACGCCUCCAUCACGAAAGAGAUGCUUGCCGCCGCUCCAAGCGCCGUCAACCCCGGCAUCUCGCCUCUUCAGAUCGACCUGCGGCCUUUCCAGCCGGCGACCAUAACACCUUCGGUCACGAUCGGACUGAUUUAUCUGAUCAUCAUGGCGUUCUUCUCGUUCUCGUUCUUCCUGCCGAUCCACCAGAAGUACAUCACGCCGCAGGGUCACCCGCCCCUACACUUCUGGCAAUUCAUCGUUUGGCGGUGGCUAGCCACCGUCGCCGCCUAUGUCUUGAUCUCUCUAGCUUACUCGCUCGUGUCUUUGGCAUUCCAGAUCCCGUUCUGGAUGCCGCCAGCAUCGCCCACGGACGUCGCGUUCAACGCGACCGCCUACGGUCGCGGCACCUUCGUCGUUUACUGGAUGUUAAACUUCGUGGGCAUGAUUGCUCUGGGUCUCGCAUGCGAGAACGUCGCCAUGAUCGCUGGGCAGCCGUGGACCGCCCUGUGGCUCAUCUUCUGGGUCAUCAGUAACGUGUCGACGGCCUUCUACACCAUCGACCUCGCGCCGGGCUUCUUCCGGUGGGGCUUCGCCUGGCCGCUGCACAACAUCGUCGAGGCGAGCAGGUCGAUGCUGUUCGACCUGCACUCUCGGAUCGGGCUGAACUUUGGGGUGCUGUUUGCUUGGUGUGCCAUCAAUACUGUCCUGUUCCCCCUCUGCUGUUACUUCCAGCGCUGGAAGAUGGAGCACGACAAGCGGAAGGCCGAGGAGGACAAGGAUCGGUAUACGGUCAAUACGGAAGAUGGCGAGAAACAGUUUUCGAAAGAAAAGGGGGCGAAACCACCAAUCAGGAAGCGAGGGUUCAUGAGAGGCGUCUAGGCGGCGUACUAUCUAUACAUAACUACUUAUAAGAUUUGAUUGUGAUCGUCUA